Molecule: messenger RNA, 715 nt
Organism: Hordeum vulgare subsp. vulgare (domesticated barley)
Lineage: Eukaryota; Viridiplantae; Streptophyta; Magnoliopsida; Poales; Poaceae
Product: vegetative cell wall protein gp1-like
Exons: 1
Coding region: 1-522 (173 amino acids)
Source: RefSeq, a predicted model, not a curated record
AUGUCGGUGAGCCUCGUGAGGGCGUCGUUGCCAGCGUGGUGCACGGCGGCGGCCGCGGGGAGCAGCGGCCUGCGCUCUCGCCUGCGCGGGACGGCGUGCUCUGUUCGCCGCGUGGGCGUCAGGUGCAGCUCCACCACGCCGCCGGGGUUCCCUCCGGGGCCGACGCCGCCGGGGUUCCCCGCGGUGCCGUCGCCUGAGGAGGCGCCGGGCACGGCCCGCCCGCCCGAGGAGAUGCCGGGCACGGCGCGGCCGCCGCAGGAGAUGCCGGGCAUCGACACGCCGCCGGAGUUCAACGCGCCACCGGGCGUGGACGUGCCGAUGCCUGGCGCGCCGGUGCCGGGCACGCCUCCCAGCCCGGAGCAGCCGGGGCCGUUCGUGCCGUCGCCGCCGAAGCCGGAGAUCCCGGCCGUGCCGCCGAACCCCGACGUGAUCCCGACGCCCCCGCCGGAGUUGGACCCGCCCCGCGCCCCGCCCGAGGUCGUCCCGCCGCAGCCGUCCGACGUCCCGCCUCCCUUCGUGUGAGGAAAGGAAACGCAAGCUGCAGUGCGGCCGACCAUGACGGACACCGAGAUCCCGCUGUAAGAUAGCGUAGUACUCCAUGUAGCUUCCAGCUGCUUCAUCAUUCAAAUAAAGAGGAUCGGCCGCGGCGCCCUCCUGUUCCGGUGUAAAUUUAGUCACGGAUGAUAAAGCAUGAAUUUUGUCACAGUUUUCUGAA